GAAAAUUAACACCCUUGAUUUGGAGCUUGGCAUAAGAUAGGGGGAUUCACCGGAACAAGUUUUGCAGUUGCAGCCACCAUUACCAAGUCAUGUCUCUAAUGACGACGGCCGCCAUCUCCACUUCCAUGGCGUCUACAGCCGUCACCUUACCUCGUCUACCCGCUCUCCGUUGUACCGCCGUACCUAAUCUCCCUUGUCGUCCCUUUCCGACUUCCAUAAAACUCGUUUCAGAGUCGCGGAGGUCAUCUCUGUUCCGUAUUAAGGCCUCAGAAGAUGCAUCAUCUCCCCCUGAUGCUAACGAGUUAUUCGCCGACUUAAAGGAAAAGUGGGAUGCAGUUGAAAACAAGCCAACAGUUAUAAUCUAUGGAGGAGGAGGAGUUGUUGCAAUUUGGCUAUCUUCAGUUAUUAUUGGUGCCAUCAACAAAGUCCCAUUAGUACCCAAUAUCAUGGAGUUGGUUGGAGUUGGAUAUACUGGAUGGUUUGUCUAUAGAUAUCUUCUAUUUAAGUCAAGCAGGAAAGAGUUGGCCACAACCAUAGAGUCAAUCAAGAAGGAGAUCACAGAGCCAUAGACAAGACAGAGUAGAUUCAAAUGGAUUUUUCUUUUUCUUUUUUUGGCUUGUAAUUUGAUAUAAGAGGCAUGUAUAUAGGUCUUAUAUGGACUAUAUAUAUAAAUAUGUAUCCAACACAAAAUAAUAUGGAAACCUAAGAGUAAAUAAACUUAAUUUCUACACUUCAUUUAU
Molecule: messenger RNA, 740 nt
Organism: Cynara cardunculus var. scolymus (artichoke)
Lineage: Eukaryota; Viridiplantae; Streptophyta; Magnoliopsida; Asterales; Asteraceae
Product: protein CURVATURE THYLAKOID 1A, chloroplastic-like
Exons: 5
Coding region: 90-569 (159 amino acids)
Cellular component (GO): thylakoid; chloroplast thylakoid membrane
Source: RefSeq, a predicted model, not a curated record